UUCCUGCAAGCAGCAGACAGUAAGCAGCAUCCCGCAGAGUCGGGCAGGUGGGCCAGACCGAGAGGACCGCGAGCUUGUGGAGGGCUUUCAGAUUUUCCAGUUCAGGGCCCAGCCGGCGGGCAGGAAACAGGACAGAGGUCACUUGAACUCAGACCACACAUCCCUGUUAAAUACAUCAGCUUUUAAAUCAAUCUUUGUUCAAAGUCCAGAGAGUUUCAAGACUAGCGCUCACUAGCAGACAGGGUUCCCGGUGCCGAACUACUCUUCUUCCAGACGCAGAGAUGACUUCCAUGUUCAGUCCUCGAGAGUGUAAACUGUCCAAACAGGAAGGAAAGAGCUAUGGCUUCUUCCUGCGAAUCGAGAAGGACACCGAUGGCCACCUGGUCCGGGUGGUGGAGAAGGGGAGCCCAGCAGAGAAGGCCGGCCUCCGGGAUGGAGAUAGAGUGCUUAGGAUCAAUGGUGUUUUUGUGGACAAGGAAGAGCACAUGCAGGUUGUGGACCUCGUCCGAAAGAGUGGGAAUGCAGUGACGUUACUAGUUUUGGAUGGAGAUUCUUAUGAGAAAGCCGUGAAAACACAGGUAGACUUGAAAGAGUUGGGUCAAAGUCAGAAAGAGUUGAAUUCAAAUGAUGAGAAACAGUCCCCUGUCAUGAACGGAGGAGUGGAGAAUGGAGGAGUGGAGACUUGGACCCAGCCACGGCUCUGCUACCUCGUGAAGGAGGGGAACAGCUAUGGCUUCUCUCUGAAAACUGUCCAAGGUAAAAAGGGAGUGUACAUGACGGAUGUAACACCGCAAGGCGUAGCUAUGAAAGCUGGGGUCCGGGAUGACGAUCACCUGAUUGAAGUGAAUGGAGAGAAUGUAGAAGAUGCCAGCCACGAGGAGGUGGUUGAAAAGGUGAAGAAAUCAGGGAGCAAAGUGAUGUUCUUACUGAUGGACAAAGACACUGACAAGCUCCUUCGAGAGCAGAAGAUACAAUUCAAGAGAGAAACAACCAGUUUGAAACUGUUACCACGGCAGCCCAGAGUUGUGGAGAUGAAGAAGGGAAGCAACGGCUAUGGCUUCUAUUUGCGGGCGGGCCCGGAACAGAAAGGUCAAGUCAUCAAGGACAUAGAUUCUGGAAGUCCGGCAGAGAAGGCUGGGUUGAAGAACAACGACCUGGUAGUUGCUGUCAACGGCGAGUGUGUGGAAACCCUCGAUCAUGACAGUGUGGUGGAAAUGAUCAGAAAGGGUGGAGAUCAGACUUCACUACUGGUGGUAGACAAAGAGACGGACAACAUAUACAGGAUGGCUCGAUUUUCUCCAUUUCUCUAUCUUCAAAGUCAAGAGCUACCUAAUGGUUCCAUUAAGGAGGUUCCAGCGCCUACGCCUGCUCCUCUGGAGGCCUCAAGUCCAGAUACUGCAGAGGAAGUAGGCACUCAUAAGCCUAAAAUCUGCAGACUGGUUAAAGGUGAAAACGGCUAUGGCUUUCACUUGAAUGCAAUUCGGGGUCUGCCAGGCUCAUUCGUCAAAGAGAUACAGAAGGGCAGCCCUGCUGCCUCAGCUGGGCUGGAGGAUGAGGAUGUCAUCAUUGAAGUAAAUGGGGCGAAUGUGCUGGAUGAACCCUAUGAGAAAGUGGUGGACAAAAUCCAGAGCAGCGGGAAGAGUGUCACACUCUUAGUCUGCGGAAAGAAGGCCUAUGAUUAUUUCCAGGCAAAGAAAAUCCCUAUUGUUUCCUCCAUGGCUGAUCCAUUAGAUGCCUCCCCAGAUUCCGAAGAAGAAACACUAGCAGAGUCCGAGUCCGAUGGGCCCGUGGCAAAAGAUCGGGCCCUCAGUACAGCCUCACAUGCCUCUUCCAACUCUGAAGAUACAGAGAUGUAAUGGCUUUGGCUGACAGCAGCUUCUGGGUAUUUAAUAGGAGUCCUUUCUCAAGGAAUGAGUUGCCACCCAUUCCUUUUAUGGCCUCUGUUAGAGAAGAACUCUUCUGGAAACCAUUCAUCAUGUGUGAUUGUCUUCGGUUGUCACUUGUCUUGGGGGAGCAGCUAUUACAGACUGCUUAUAGAGCUAAGGCAGAAGUCAGAUUCUUUUUAUGUGAAAUCUUCUAAACUUCAACUUAGCCACAUUUGCCUGUAUGAUGGUAUCUUUUACUUCUAUUGGCUCUUUGAGCACCAAAGAUGAUUAAUAAAUCUGUAUAUCUGAGAGUUAAAGUAUCUGAGAAGGUAAGCCUACAAAGGCCUUUGUAAUAAUGUGGUUACUAGAAUAAAUACCAUUAAAAAUGC
Molecule: messenger RNA, 2254 nt
Organism: Tupaia belangeri chinensis (Chinese tree shrew)
Lineage: Eukaryota; Metazoa; Chordata; Mammalia; Scandentia; Tupaiidae
Gene: PDZK1
Product: PDZ domain containing 1
Exons: 9
Coding region: 282-1856 (524 amino acids)
Biological process (GO): protein localization to plasma membrane
Cellular component (GO): apical plasma membrane
Molecular function (GO): signaling receptor binding; protein-membrane adaptor activity
Source: RefSeq, a predicted model, not a curated record